AUGACGACUACAACAACAAGUAGCAGUAGCAACACAGGUGCAGAUAGUGGGCGCAAGUAUAGGAUAGCAAUGAUAUCAGACUUCUUCUAUCCUAAUAUGGGUGGAGUGGAAGAGCAUUUAUAUCAACUGUCACAAUGUCUUAUCAAACGAGGCAACAAAGUGAUCAUCAUCACACAUAACUAUGGCAAUCGAUUCGGUGUUCGCUACCUCACCAACGGCCUCAAAGUCUACUACACGCCACAGGCACCAUUCUACAACCAGAACUCCUUCCCCACACUCUUCUUCACCUUUCCUCUCUUCCGUCAGAUAUUGAUACGUGAGAGAAUAGAGAUAGUACAUUGUCAUCAAGCAUUCUCCACACUUGCUCACGAGAGUAUACUACAUGGAAGAACUAUGGGAUAUAGUACAUGCUUUACAGAUCACUCUUUGUUUGGUUUCGCAGAUGCAUCAUCGAUUCAUAUGAACAAACUACUCAAGUUCUCGCUGUCAGAUAUCUCUCACGUCAUAUGUGUAUCAAACACAAGCAAAGAGAAUACAGUGCUACGAGCACAGCUUGAUCCUCACCUUGUAUCAGUCAUCCCCAAUGCAGUCGAUACCACUCAGUUCACGCCCGAUCCAUCAAAGAGAGAUCCAAACAAGAUCACUAUUGUAAUCAUGAGUCGACUAGUAUAUAGAAAGGGCAUUGAUCUGAUCAUUGAUAUCAUUCCAAACAUAUGUAAGAGGUUCCCAAAUGCACACUUCAUCAUUGGUGGCGACGGACCAAAGCGUGUGUCACUAGAGGAGAUGCGAGAGAAGCAUCAAUUGCACGACAGAGUGGAGUUACUUGGCAGUGUCAAGCAUUCAAACGUCAGGAAUGUGUUGGUACGUGGCGACAUCUUCCUCAACUCAUCACUCACUGAAGCCUUCUGCAUUGCCAUCGUCGAGGCGGCCAGCUGCGGCCUCUACGUCGUCAGCACAAAGGUCGGUGGUGUUCCCGAGGUGCUGCCGCCCCACAUGAUCUCACUGGCGCAGCCCAAGUCCGAGGAUCUCGAAGAGAAACUGACACACGCCAUCCUCAACCUCAAACCAAUGCUGUUGGAGACUCAUGAGGAGGUUCGUUCGAUGUAUGACUGGAAUGACGUGGCGCGCAGAACCGAGGCCGUCUACGAGGUCAUCUCACUGGCACCCAAGGUUCCAUUCAUCGAGCGUCUGCGUCGAUUCGUUGGAUGUGGACUAUGGGCUGGCAAACUGAACUGCAUGGUCGUGGCCUUUGACAACCUGUUGUUCCGCUUCCUCGAAUGGUACAUGCCUCGCGAGGACAUUGAUGAGGCAAUAGAUUUCCCCUAUCAAGGUGAACUUGUUGGAUACAAAUAG
Messenger RNA from Acytostelium subglobosum LB1, 1353 nucleotides. RefSeq lists its product as hypothetical. The record is from RefSeq and is a predicted model, not a curated record. Gene Ontology annotation, cellular component: glycosylphosphatidylinositol-N-acetylglucosaminyltransferase (GPI-GnT) complex. Bases 1 to 1353 code for a protein of 450 amino acids. Gene Ontology annotation, biological process: GPI anchor biosynthetic process. NCBI's taxonomy places the organism in Eukaryota, Evosea, Eumycetozoa, Acytosteliales, Acytosteliaceae. Gene Ontology annotation, molecular function: phosphatidylinositol N-acetylglucosaminyltransferase activity. The transcript is spliced from 3 exons.